CUGAAUCUGGCGGGAUCUCACGACGGGAUCCGGAUCCCUCUCGGUGCCUCGCCAGCUUUUUCCCUGGGCAAGAAUCUCCGAGAGGCGAGGCUACGUAGGGGUUAAGGAGAGCGAGAGAGCCCGGUUGCCUAGAGCGGCCUGGAAAAGGCCCCUCUCUCCGUCCUUCCGACUCGCCUCCUCUUUCAGCUUGUCUUGGGAGGCCUCUGGGGCGGUGAGUCCUUUGGGCGAAGGGGAGGCUGUGGGGCGACUGGGUGUGUGCAGAGGGGGCUGUUGGGGGGCUGAGGGAUGAAUGGGAGGAUCCCCUGGGUGGGGGGGGGGGAAUGGAAGCCAUGGGACCCAAGGCCUCUGAGGUCCCAGCACCCUCACACCUACGACCCCCGGGGGUGAGAGCGGGCUGUUUGGGGGGCUCGGAAGUGGGCGCCCCUUGAGAAGAGGGGACUCCAAGUGGGGAAAGAGGGUGGGCAUCCAUCUUGGGCGAUGCUUUCCUUGCGACCCCUGCAUUGCUGGGAGUUGGACUAGAUGACCCUCGGGAGCCCUUCCAUUUCCACAGUUCUAUGGUUCUGGGGGGUGGAGCAUUGGAGCCAACUUCAUGGGGCCGGGAGGGGUUUGGCCCCACAGUAAAACACUUGAGGGGCCUGGAGUGAGUGGGUGGGUGUCUGUGCAUUGUAUCAUGUGAUAUUAUAUGGAGCAAGGCUUGCUGCCACCCCCAAUAUUUAAUUCAAGUUUGCACCCCUAGGGUAGAGAGAGUGUGUGAUAGGAAUUUUGAGGUCUUAGAUAUAUGUUAAAUGUUCAUAACCUGGAACCAUUUUUGAUUCCCAAACUGUCCCAAACUGACCAAAUGUUUUCUCUGCAAGGUCAAAGGAAAAUGGAAAAGCCUCCCCGUUGUCCUUUCCUUCACAAAUCCUAUCUUAAGGGUAUGUCUGUGUUUGAACAGGGUGAGCCUGUGACCUGACUCAGGAACUAAGUAUUUAUCAUUACUAAAUAUUUAUCAGUACAAAAGACUGGCCAGGCUCCCCAGGGUAUCCAAUCAGUUAAGCAGGGUAUCCAAUCAAGUAACCUGCCAGACAGGAGAUAAACGACAGAAGAAAAGCAACAUUCAAAUUUCUGUUUUAGACCGCCUUUUCUGUGAUGUAGGUAUGAUUUAUCUGGGGUGGUGGUCUUGAGCUACAGGGUGGCAAUUUCAAAAUGUCUAUAUAAGGCCUUGCACGCCAUUGUUCUGGGUUCCUCCUGUCCUGUGCGUGGUGAGUGAGGACCCUGUUGCAACAGAUCAAUAAAGAUCAGGCUUACUAGCUGCUUUGCUUCUCAAUAUUCUCUGGUUGGUCUCUGUUAUUUUCUCCUACUAAUAGGAAAAGGGCAGAUUUUGUUUACAAGAGAGAGACGUGUCCUUUGGGAGAAAGGGCUCCAUCUUGGGCGCUGGCAGGAAAUCUCCAGAGGCAAGAUUUCCAAGAUGGCAGAAAGAAAGGAAGUCAGAAGGAAAGGAGUGUUUUUUAAUGGAGUGAAGGAGAGUCACCCUUCUUUUCCUGUAGGAGGGGUUGCUGGGGUGCCUCUUAGGGAGGGAAAUCUCUGCAGGGGUCUGGGGCUGCCUUGGCUUCUCUCCCCCCCCCCCCCGCCCCCACGACUUGUUUAAACUUUGAGCUCUGCAAAAUAUUUUGAAAGAGGCUGGAUCUGACCAUCAUCAUUGCUAUCCGAGGCUAGGAGAGGUGUGCUGAGUUCCAGGGGUUGUGUGUGGAGGAGAAAUGAAUGGAUGGGAGCUGGAGGGGGAAAUGACCCCCCCCCACACACAAAAGUCAAGAAAGCCCUGGCUGGAGGAAGGGAGUGGAGCAGUCUUCUCCAAAGUAUUCACCUGGUACAUGUUUCUAGGUGUCACAGAAGAGGAGGAAUAUGCAGAGCAGACCUUUGCAGAUUUACUCAUAAGGAAGCCCCCAUGGAGAGAGGACAGAUUGAAUUGGUAUCACCAAAAAAAACCUUAAAAAUGGGGCUCCUGUUGGGAAGGAGGAGCCCUUUGGGGCUUUUCUAGGGGCAGCAGAAUGUUUUGGGCAGGAGAAUCCCUGCAGGGCCUCUGAGGCUCCCUUUGCUUCUUCCUCCCUCCCAGGAACCUGCAUCUUCUGAGCUCCUCAGGAAGGAUGAAAGCGGCUGAACCUGCAAACCUAGCAAGGAUGGAAGGAGGAAGAUGGACAGUUGACCUUAUCAGACUGCCUCCUGCAUCCCUCCCCAAAACCUCUGGGCAUUUUCUCCCAGGACACUCAGAGACAUCUGGUGAGUUCCUAUGGAGUGGAGAUAGGGACACACAAGGAUCGCUAGAUGGAUGGUGAAGAGGAAAACCUGCCCCCAGGCUUUUGAAUGUUAGGUGCUAUUUCCACUGCAGGACUGCUGGCUUAGUUGCUAAUCUCCCCUUCUUGGGCAAGGUUCUUAAAAAAAAAAAUAUCUGGAUUUUUUUAAACAAAAAGAUUUUUUUUAUUACAAAAUUUUUUUACAAAUCCAUAAACGAAGAUUACCCUGAAUCUUGUGGCUUCCCCCCAUCCCCUCCGUUGGUCCUAAUAUUACCAUCUACAACUGCAUAUAAGUCCAUUGUCCAUAUUUUUCUGUUCAUCCAAGUUAUCCAUAAUCUUUAAUACCUUAUAAGUGCAGUUAAAAUCCUUCUAAUGUUUUCAUCUGCUUACAACGGUCUCCUAGAUAAAUUGUAAUAUCCCUAUUAUUAUUAUUUAUCCCAACCAUAUAGGCAGCUGGGUUUUCUUUUCAUUUUUCCUUUAGGGGUGUGUGUUCAUGAAGCAUGCAUACUAGUUCUUAAACUAUCAUCUGCUAUUUCUCCUUGUUAUCUCGAGUCACCUCUAAACUAUAAAUCUAUCACUCUCAGGGUCAGCAUGGGCCUUGAACAAAUUCUUAGUCUUUCUUAGUCUUAAUUGCACCCUCUAACACGAAAAGGAGUUUAGGUAGAAUCCUUUGAUUCAGCUAAGGAUUCAUUUUUAUUCAUUUAUUCCACAUUGGGGCAGGACCUAUUUUUAUUGCAAGGUGGGUAUCAAGUGGAAUGAACCCUUUUCACCAUGGAAACAGUGAAAGACUUACCCUUCAACAGCUAAAUGUGAAGCUCCUUUUGUUUCUUCUUCCCUCAGGAACCUGCGGCUUGUUUACGCUUGGGAGCUCCUCAGGAAGGAUGAAAGAGUCUGAUAAUGCAAACCUAGCGAGGAUGGAAGGAGGAAGAUGGACGGUUGACUUGGUCAGGCUGCCUCCUGCAUCCCUCUCCAAAACUGUUGAGCAUUCCCUCCUAGGGCCCUCAGAGAGAUCUGGUGAGUUGCAGGGGGUAAGAGAUGGGCGCAGGGAUGGAAAGAGACAGGAGCAGGGAAACACAUUGGCAAGGGGAAAAGAUGGAGAGGAGAGAAAAGGCAGGAAGAAGGAAGCAGAGAGGCCUUUUCCCAUGCUCCUCUUUGUUUCUGGAAUCUGCUUUCAUAGAGUAGCCAGAAACCUUUUUCCUCUCACAGCCUUUUGAUUUUACAUGUUUUCCCCCCACUACAUGAUUAAAUGAUGAUUAUUACCUAAACUAAUACAGAAAUAUGGGAAAAGGGUGUUGUGGAAAUGCUUUUAGUAAUUAUAGAUUAUUUAUUUUUUUUGAAACACUUCUACCACUUUUAUUUUUUUCUAGACAAUUAUAAUUAUGUAUGUAAUUUAUAUAUCUCCAUUCAUACAAAGAUAUUCCUUGAAACCCUAAAAGCAUUUAUCCCUUUGCUCCAAAGCAGGUGGUGCAGACAAUCGACAGAACUCUGCAGAAUGUGGAAUGAGCUUUAUUGAUGGUGGAAACCUUACAAACCAUCAACAAACUCACAUGGGGGAAGACCAUUUGAAUGUAUGGAAUGUGGAAAGAGUUAUAGUAGUAAUGGCAUUCUUAAACAUCAGCGAAUUCAUACAGGGGAAGAACAAUAUGAAUGUUUGGAGUGUGGUAAGUGCUUCAGUACUGGUGGAAAUCUUACAAGACAUCAACGGACUCACACAGGAGAGAAACCAUUUAAAUGUGUGGAGUGUGGGAAGUGCUUCAGUACGGGUGGAAAACUUACAAGACAUCAACGGACUCACACAGGAGAGAAACCAUUUAAAUGUAUUGAGUGUGGAAAGAGCUUCAGUGAAAGUUGGUCCCUUCAUAUGCAUCAUCGAAGUCACACAGGGGAGAAACCAUUUAAAUGUAUGAAGUGUGGAAAGAGUUUCAGUUCCGGUUCAAGCCUUGCUUUACAUCAUUACACCCACACAGGGGAGAAACCAUUUGAAUGUAUGGAGUGUAAAAAGAGCUUCAGUGACAGGGGAACACUUAGAAAACAUCAACUAAUUCACACAGGGGAAAAGCCAUUCACAUGUAUGGAGUGUGGAAAGAGCUUCUGUCAUAUUGGUAAACUUCGAGUACAUCAACGGACUCACACAGGGGAGAAACCAUUUGAAUGUCUAGAAUGUGGAAAGUGGUUCAGACGAAAGACACACCUCACUUCACAUCGGCGAACUCACACAGGGGAGAAACUAUUUAAAUGUUUGGAAUGUGGAAAGACUUCCACUGAUAGUCGAACACAUGCAGUACAUCAGCGAACUCACACAGGGGUUAAACCAUUUAAAUGUAUGGAGUGUGGAAAGAGCUUUGGUCAGAGUUCCCACCUUCGUACACACCAGCAAACUCACACAGGGGAGAAACCGUUUAAAUGCUUGGAGUGUGGAAAGAGCUUCAGUCAGAGUGCACACCUUAACACACAUAAACAUACUCACACAGGGGUGAAAGACUUUAAAUGCUUGGAGUGUGGAAAGAGCUACAGUCGACGUGAUAAACUUAGUGAACAUCAGAGAACUCACACAGGGGUUAAACCAUUUAAAUGUAUGGAGUGUGGAAAGAGCUUUGGUCAGAGUGCACACCUUAACAUACAUAAACAUACUCACACAGGGGUGAAACAGUUUAAAUGCUUGGAGUGUGGAAAGAGCUACAGUCGACGUGAUAAACUUUGUAAACAUCAGAGAACUCACACAGGGGUUAAACCAUUUAAAUGUAUGGAGUGUGGAAAGAGUUUCCAUCAGAGUGCACAGCUUGCUUUACAUAAACGUACUCACACAGGGGAGAAACCCUUUAAAUGUAUGGAGUGUGGAAAGAGCUUUAGUUGGAAGAAUCAGCUUAAUUCACAUCAACGAACUCACACAGGGGAGAAACCCUUUAAAUGUAUGGAGUGUGGAAAGAGGUUCAGUGAAAGUUGCUCCCUUAAUAUUCAUCAUCGAACCCACACAGGGGAGAAACCAUUUAAAUGUAUGGAGUGUGGAAAGAGUUUCCGUCAGAGGAUACACCUUACUUUACAUAAACGUACUCACACAGGGUGAAACACUAAAUGCUUGGAGUGUGGAAAGAGCUUCAAUCAACGUGAGAAACUUAGUGAACAUUCACUCAAUGUUCAUUCUUUUACAUAGAAUUCUAAAAUGCUAGAGUUGACAUAAUUUGAGGGGUUUUGGAUGGGGCAGUGUGGAAACACAUUCACUUUAUUUUGAUUACUUCUCUGGAACAAAUGAACCUCAAAGGGAGACUAGCAUGACAACCCACCAAGAGGUUCAGUGCUGUCACUUGUGGACUGAAUCAGGACAAUGGAUAUUUUUCACAAUAUGUGGGUUAAUCGUAUUCACAGUGCCAACUCCAGUGGUACCUUGGUUUAAGAACAACUUAGUUUAUGAACAACUUGGAAUAAGAAUGCUCCAAACCCGUAAGUAGGUGUUUGGGUUGGUGAACUUUGCCUUGGAACCAGAACAUGUUCCGCUUCCUGUUGAGUGUGUUCUGUUUGUAAAUUGAGUCCCCCACUGCUAAUCAGAGGCUUCCUGUUGAGUCUGUUGGCUGUUGAGUCUGGAGCUCCCACACAACACAGAAGCAAUAUUUGGAGCUUUUGUCUUUGCUAUUUUUUGCGUUUUUGUUUGUGUGGGGUUUUCAUUAUUUUUUUUUACUGUGACUUGUUCUUUGUUUUAUGGUACUGACUUUUGACUGUGGCUUGUGACUUCGUUUUUGUGACUGUGUGGAACCCAGUUCAGCUACUGGUUGAUUGUGUGAUUGCAGAAAUGGAUAAAAGCCCCCCAUCCAAACAAUUACUAUCAUCAGUGCACAUAAGAAAAUAAUAAUAAUUUUGAGUUUUAUCAUCUACAAUACUGUCUCAUUUAUUUUCUUGUACAGAACAUUGAUUAUUGCCUUCCUUUUAUGGAUCAAUGGUCUUGUUAGAUAGUUUAAUUCAUGUUAAAUUGCUGUUUUAGUGGGGUUUUUUAUUGUCUGGAACGGAUUAAUCCAUUUUCCAUUACAGUGGUACCUCGCAAGACGAAUGCCUCGCAAGACAAAAACUCGCUAGACGAAAGGGGUUUUUGUUUUUGAGUUGCUUCGCAAGACGAUUUUCCCUAUGGGCUUGCUUCGCAAGACGGAAACGUCUUGCAAGUUUGUUUCCUUUUCUUAACACCGUUAAUACAGUUGUGACUUGACUUCGAGGAGCAACUCAUAGAACGCGGUGUGGUAGCCUUUUUUGAGGUUUUUAAAGACUUUGGUGAUUUUUGAAGCUUUUCCAAAACUUUCCCGACACCGUGCUUCGCAAGACGAAAAAAAUUGCAAGACGACACAACUCGCGGAACGAAUUGAUUUCAUCUUGCGAGGCACCACUGUACUUUCUAUGGGAAAGCACGCCUUGGUUUAAGAACGCAAUGGUUUAAGAAUGGACUUCCUGAACAGAUUAAGUUCGUAAACCAAGGUAUCACACUGAUUUUGUGUGUGAAAACAGCUAUUAAUAAAAGCAGUGGACUUCUAAUCUGGUGAACCGGGUUGGCUUCCCCGCUCCUCCACAUGCAGCUGCUGGGUGACCUUGGGAUAGUCACACUUCUCUGGUGUCUCUCAGCCUCACUCACCUCACAGUGUUUGUUGUGGGGGAGGAAGGGAAAGAUUAUUAGCUGCUUUGAGACUCCUUAAGGGGAGUGAAAGGUGGGAUUUCAAGUCCAAACUUGUGUUCCCAGAAUGUCACCAGUUUUCAUUAAAUGUCCCCUGGAAAACAUGACAGCAGCAUGCUGUGCUUGGCACCCGAUGCUCAUGUUCAUCCCUCCAUGCCCCUUUCCGCCCCCUCUCUCUCCCCAGCAGCCCAUUCUUUUACAUUCCCUACUGUUACUUUAAAUUGCAACUGACUUUGUGUCAGCGUCCCCAAGCCCUUACUCCACCUCUCUUUCUGUAUAGAAACUGUAUAGAAUUUUACUUGUCGCAAAAUGGAAAGAAGUCCCAGCCAAGAGAGAAUGGAUGCAAGAACUUAUGGAAUAUGCAGAAAUGGUGAAACUUACCAGAAGAAUAAGAAAUCAAGAUAAUAAUUUUUUUAAUAAAAGAAUGGAAAUGGUUUAUUUAAUAUUUACAGAUAAACAUUAUCUGAGAUUUAUUGCUCAGGGGGAAAAGGUCCUGCAAGCUUCCGUUGCGCAGUCUGCUGUUCCGGACUUCUGAGCGUAGCAGAGUAAAAUCACAGCGGUCAAAGCCCUUAGCCUUCUGUCUUCUGUGCGUGCCAUUAGUGUGCAUAAAUCAAGAGCCCACGCAGCUUCUCCUAAGCUAAAAGCAUUUAUUAUUACAGCCGCAGUAACUUAUCCAGUAUCGAACAGAAUGUGAGACAUGUCUGUUCCCUACAAAAGCGAAACCAGAAUAGAACAAAGAAAAACAGAUCCUGGAUGUGACGCAGGAUCCCUCCACCCCACAGAAGGCAGGAUGCAUACACUGAGCUGUUUAACCCUGAAAGCUCACACCCCCUCUCGUCCUGCGCUACUGGGGACCAGUAAGUAUCACCACUUACCCCAACUUCAAACCUCCAUAGAACUCCCCAUGACGCUGGAAGCUCAAAGGUUUCGAUAACCCAUCUGCCAGGUUGUCGUGGCUUGUACAGUACUUCAUCCGCACCAAACCUGACUGGACACUUUGACACACAUUCUGGAAAUGUAUGUCUAUAUGCUUGGUUCUGGCCUUAAACUGCCCAGAUUCUGCCAACUUCAGACAGGGUGGAUUGUCCUCCUAAAUAUUGAUGGGGAGGCAGCAAUCCCCAUAAAUCUCUUGCACCAGGCAUCUAUAGAACACCAGUUGCCGGCACAACUCCAACAGUGUGCUGAACUCAGCCUCAGUAGAGGACAGUGCAAUGAGACUUUGCUUCCGAGACUUCCACCCAACCAGAGAUUCCCCAAACUUUAUUACCUUCCCAGAUAUGGACUUCCUGUUAUCCAUAUUCGCCCAGUCGCUAUCUGCCCAGCAAGUGAGCCUAGUCUCACCUGCAGCUGACAGCUUGAGAUUAAAGUCCUUGGUAUCCUGCAGGUAAAUCAAGCAGCACCCGCUUGAUACCAUGCCAGGUGUUUACACUGGGCUUUGUAGCUUCCCUACUGAGGAGAUUGGUAGCAAAAGCAGUGUCCGGCCUGCUCCAUUGGGACAGAUACAACAGACUAACCAGAGCUGAUUGAAAGAGCUCAGCGUUCUCGAACUCCACGCGUUCUGCUAGUUGACUUUCUUUCAAGUAGCUUGUCUCCAUGGGUGUCAACGCCUGCACAAUCAGACAUUCUGAACUUCUCAAGCAACCACUCAGUCUUGCCUUUCUGACUGAGCAAGAAGCUUCCAUCUUCAGUCCUGACUAUCUGUACACCUAGGUAGAUCUUUACUGCACCUAGGUUCUUGAGCUGAAACCGCUUUCCAAACUCUUUGGCAAACUUCUGCACCUGUUUGUUUGCCCCUGAGGUGUGUAUGAUGUCAUCAACAAAGAUCAACACAAUUUCCUGCGACUCUCCUGACCCUUUAAGGUACAGGCAGCUGUCAGCAAGACUCCUCCUGAAACCUAGCUUCUCUAAGGCUUCAUUCAGGCACAAGUUCCAAUUUCUGGCCAAUUGCUUUAAGCCAUAAAUGGACUUGUGAGGCUUCCAUACAGUAUUUGGCCCAUUGCCCUCAAACCCUGGAGGAGGAAGCAUGUACAUAUCCUCCUGGAGGUCUGAGUUCAAAUAGGCCACAUCCACCUCAAAGUGAUGCACCUGCUUACCUCUGUGCAGCAAUGGCUAAGAGCAUGCGCAGAGUUUCACUUCUGGAAGUAGAAGCAUAUACCUCAGUAAAAUGCAGCCCCUUCUGCUGCGUGAACCCUCUGGCUACUAGCCUAGCCUUGUACUGUGAUUCUCCAGUUGCUGUGGGUUUAAGACAGUAAACCCAGAGGCUGCUCAUGGCCUGUUUGCACACUGGCAACGUCGUGAGAGAAAACACACCUAGAGACUCCAUUGAGCUCAUCUCCUUCUGCAUUGCCUCAUGCCAUUUCCUGGCUUCUUCCUGAAGCAGUUUCUGAACAUCCUCAAAACUCUCAGGUUCACACUGUGCCAUACCAACCCACACAGUUGUGACUGCAAACCUGUCAGGAGGUUUACCUUUCGUUGUGCAAGCUGAACAUCUCAACCCAGUUUCAGGUACCUGCUCUGACCCACUUGUCAGUGUUUGUAAAAGCAAAAAAAGGAGGAAAAGGUUCUGACCACCCUUUCUCUCCUCAGCCUGGUCCUCGGACCCUUGUCGGCACAAAAAGAGUCCACGAGAAUAUCCUUGCAGAGUUUUAUUCUUAAAAGUCCUUGUGCAAAACACGACUGAAUAACUAUACACACCAGCACUAACCAACCAACCCAACCUCCAGACACCAGCCUCAGCACAAACUAACAUUUCUCACUUAUAUAUACAACCUGCUGCAGGCUGCUGAGUCAUGCUGACCCAGCUUUAUUCGCAUUAAAGAAACAGUGGCCAUUUUAGCCGUGACACCCCUUCUGUUUCUUAAAUGCGAAAAACCUAACAGAAACAAUACAUACAUGCAUUAUAUACAUAAACCCAGUUUUGUCAUCAAUUCAUUAUGACAUGUUGCUGGCAAAGGCUUGGUAAACAAAUCAGCAAUAUUAUCUUGUGAUUGACAAUACUCCAGUUUAAUUGUACACCAUCUCUCACAUUCGCAUGAUGGAUAGCAAUAUGUUUUGAUGCGGAUUUCAUUAUUUCCGAGCCAGCUAAUGCAAUGCACGAUUGGCUAUCUUCAUACACUUGGAUAGGCAAAUCAACUUUACAAUCUAGAUCUUUUAGUAUCUGUAUAAACCACAUGAUUUCGUUGCAUGCUAGCAACAGGCUCCCAUAUUCUGCCUCACAGGAUGAGGUCGCAACAAAUCCUUGUUUCUUUGACCUCCAUCCAAUUAUGGAAUUGGCAAACAUCAUAACCAUUCCACUUGUAGAUUUUCUAGUAGCUACACAGCUUCCCCAGUCCGCAUCAACAAAUACUUCUAGUUUUUCGUCUUGUGUACUAGAUAUCUUCAAACAUACAUUUAAUGUCCCCUUUAGAUAUCUGAUAAGCCUUUUCAAAGCACACCAAUCAGCAGUACUGGGUUUAGAUACACGUUGGCUCAGAACAUUUGUAGCACAUGCAAUGUCUGGCCUUGACCACUGGCUUAAGUACAACCGUGAUCCUAUUUUUGAGUGAUACAACUCAGGCUGAUCAAAUUCAUCAUCACACACUGUCUUUGGGAAAUCUGGUGUCAUGGGAGUUUGAACUGGCUUGCAGUUUUCCAUGCCAAACUGCUCUAUCAAAUGAAGAAUUUUCUCUUUCUGACUCAAUAGGAAGCUUCCAUCAGCUUCCUGCCUUACUUCUACUCCCAAGUAAUUGCUUACAGGCCCUAAGGCUUUAAGCUUAAACCUCUUUUCCAGUUGGCUUGUGAGCUUCUGGAUCUCAUCUGUGGAACUCCCUGCCACAAGCAAAUCAUCAACAAAGACUAAGAGCAUUAGAUAUUUGUUGCCUGUCCCCUUGGUGUACAGGCAUGGAUCAGCCACACUCCUUUUAAAACCAAGUUUUACAAGGGCUUCAUUUAAACACUGGUUCCAACACCUUCCACUUUGUUUGAGACCGUAAACAGCCUUUUUCAAACGCCGGGCUGCACCAUUCCCCUCUUCAAACCCAGGGGGUUGUCUCAUUAAUACUUCAUGGCCUAAAUUUGCAUGCAGAUAUGCAGCAUCAACAUCAAAAUGGUGCACUGCUAGUUGUCUUACAGCAGCAAUGGAAAGCAUUAAACGAAAAGUUUCACUCUUUACAGUGGGAGAAAACACUUCAUCAUAACUCCCCCCUUUAAUAUGAGUGAACCCUCUGGCUACUAAUCUGGCUCGAAAGCGUGGUUCCCCAGAUGCAAGGGUUUUCUUUUGUAAACCCACUUGCAUGACACCACUCUGCCACCAGGUGGCGGCAUUAUGACCUCAAACACUUUGUUACGUUUAAAAGAGUCCAUUUCUUCUUUCAUAGCUUGUUCCCACAAAGCACGUUCCCCAGGGGGUAAGUCUAAGACUUCAUUAUAACUUUGUGGUUCCACACAACUCACAUUGCAUACUCUCACUCCUCCUAGGGUCAAACGCUGAGGAGGUACACCCUUGUUUGAAUGCUGAGAGCGUCUAGGCACAACUACUUCUUCCCCCCUUAUCUCUGGCUCUUCUUCCUUUUCCUCUAGAGAAGUAGAGGAAACAUCUUUUGUGGAAAUCUGUGCCUCCUCCUCAUCCUGCUCCUGUGUUGCCAAUGGCUGAGAAGAAGCCUCUUCUCUUACUUGCAGGGACAGUAGGCAAUCAGGGUUGGCAUGGAUCGCAGUCCAUCUGUCCUGGUCAGCAAAGUCUGCACUUCGUGACAGAACCACGCGUCCUGGGCGUAAAUUGAAACGCCACCCUUUGCCAUAGGACUGAUAUCCCACAAACCGCAGUUUCUGCGCUCUUGCGCCCCCUUUCUGGCGCUGAGCUUUGGGGAUAUUUACAUGUGCUCAAGCACCCCAGUUAUGGAGCAUUGUCCACUCUGGUUCUUUCCCAAACAAUACACAAUAAGGAAUAUCUUUUAUAGAGCUAGACCAGGUUCUAUUAUUCAAAAAGUUCGCUGUCAGAAAAGCCUCGCCCCACAGCCUAUGGUUGUGACCCAAUCCUGCAUCCACUAGCAGGCAGUCCUUUACUGACUAUAUUACAGCCCCACGUCUUUCACACAGACCAUUUUCAGCAGGGCUAUAAGGGUUAGUCAAGCGAUGAGUGAUCCCCUUACUUCGCAACCAUGUCCUAAAUUGUUUGUUCAGAAAUUCUCCGCCCCUAUCUGUUUGCAACUGCACAACAGGGCGAGCGAAGAGCUUUUCAGCUUGGGCAACCCAUUCUCUGAAUGUGGGAAACACUCAGAUUUCUGCUUUAACAAAAACAACCAACUAAAACGUGAUUUAUCAUCUAUUACCAGAAAAGCAUAUCUGGCGCCCCCUUCAGUCUUCUGUGGAAAAGGGCCUAUCACGUCACAAUGGACAAGUUCUAAAACCUCUUUAGAUACUCUGUCACUUUUAGAAGCCACAGGCUUCCUCUUAGAUUUGGCCAUUUUACAUACAUUGCAAUCUAGGAAACAGUUACAGCUAUUUACGCACACGGAAAUUGGCGUGACCCAGUUUUCUGUGCAGUUCAUGUACACACCCCUUAUGAACUGGUAAAUUACCCUGAACCACCUGGGCUGCUUUAACAGGCUUGUUCUGCAUUACAUAUAACCCAUUUUCCAUCUUUGCAUGGCCACAUACCUGAGUUCCAUUCUUUAUCAGACAGCCAUCCUGCGUGAACUUAACACUAUACCCUGCAUUAAUCAAACAGCUUACAGACAGUAAACAAUAGUCCAAACUGCUGACAAACAGAGUCUCUGGUAGAGUAAUGUUCAAGCACUGCAGGAAACAUGUUCCCUGGCCAUCAAUCUUGCUUCUACGACCAUCAGCAAGAUAAAUUGAGUCUUUUCCAUCAGCUGGCUUCCCCAGGGUCUUAAAGUCCUCCCGACUGUUGCAGAUAAUCCUGCUGCUGCCAGAGUCCAGCAACCAUGUUCCUCGAGGUAUCUUCCCUCCUCUCGAGAAAAUGCAGACACAAACUGAGCAGAACGCGUGUUCUUCUUCCCUGAAGAGAACCCCUUCUGCUUACGUUUCUGCGUUGAUUGCUGUCUCUGCUCCACGUCGUCUCCUGGAAGUCUUGCCCUGCAUUGACGUUGGAGAUGCCCGGGUUGGUUGCAUCUAUAGCACCUCCUCACCGCCAUGGCCAAGUCCAAGCCUUGGCGUUGCUCCAUUGGCAGAUUCUGCUGCUGGCCCCCUCGACUGUAACUCCUCUGUUCUUGGAGUUCAGCCUGUCUAUCUGACCUUCUUUCUGCUUCUUCGGUCAAUCUUCCAACCACAUACUCAAGGGUCAGAUCUCGGGGACGCAUACUCUCCAUGCUGCUAAUCACAGGCAACCAGCUUUCAGGCAAACUUGAAAGGAUAAUGUAGGUUUGGUCAGUCUCAUCAUAACGCUUACCUCUCUGCUGUAGUUGAAGAAACAGAGAUUUCAGCGUUUGAAGAUGAGUUGCCAAACUCUCACCUUCUUUCAUAACAGUCCUGAACAGCCUUCUGGUCAAAGAAAUUAUAGUUCCAGCAGUUUCUCUGACAUGCAUUGCCCUUAAUAAAUUCCAGCACUCAAACGCUGUGCUGGCAUUUGCUACAUGCAAUAACUGAGAGUUGCUCAAACACAGCAUAAUUUGGGCACGGGCCCUUUCAUCCAGCCAUUUUUUCUCAGCAGAGUCCCGUCUCAAAACCUCAGUUUCAACACAGUCCCAUAGUCCAUCUCUCCUUAACAACUGCUGCAUUUUAAUUGACCAACUCAGCCAGUUGCUUUCUGAGAGAAGUUCAAAAGGGAUGCCUCCCCAAUAUUUACAACUUGGGUAGACUGGAAAUCUGCCAUCUCUGCUGGUGCUUGCUGAGCCCCUUCUGUGGGGUCUACAGCAAUCUCUCCUGACUCUCUCUUUAGAGUCCGACUGGACAGUCCUGGCUGGCACUCACCGGCAUCUAGCUGCUGCCUCUGUUGACCCUCAGGUCCUGCCUGGCUCUGCAACUGGUGUAGCCGCUCUGUGAGUCGCCUACUGUGGUCCUCUAGCAGUUCAAACUGUUCCAGUAGCCGACGCUGAAUGCUUUCCUGAUCCUCACAUCCUAGCCACUCCAGCGUCACUGCAGACAGUUACAGCUUGCCACCAACUGCUCCAACGCACAGCCACUGGCUCCAUACACCACCAGGACUCACCAGCACCCUGCUGAGAUGCUGUCAGUCGUUUUGCACUCUGCACAUGCUCAGAAACACUGGGCCCAUAACCUGUCAGUGUUUGUAAAAAGCAAAAAAAGGAGGAAAAGGUUCUGACCACCCUUUGUCUCCUCAGCCUGGUCCUCGGACCCUUGUCGGCACAAAAAGAGUCCAUGAGAAUAUCCUUGCAGUUUUAUUCUUAAAAGUCCUUGUGCAAAACGCGACUGAAUAACUAUACACACCAGCACCAACCAACCCAACCUCCAGACACCAGCCUCAGCACAAACUAACAUUUCUCACUUAUAUAUACAACCUGCUGCAGGCCGCUGAGUCAUGCUGACCCAGCUUUAUUCGCAUUAAAGAAACAGCGGCCAUUUUAGCCGUGACACCACUAGGGCCAGCUAGAAUGUUCUUGGUGUCAGAGAGCUCCCCCUCUGACUUACUGCACCAUCUAGACUUCUCAGCUGAACCUGUGGGUGAGUAAGGAGCACUUCUCUGUUCAAGCUUCCCAGCUUUUGGAGAAGUUCUUCCCUCUACCUGCUCUGGGUCGGGACUUUGUGCCUCAGCAGCAUGUUCAACCUCUACCUCUUCCUCAUCAUCAGAGUCAAGCAGACUCUCAGAAAGAACAUCAGGGUUCCCAUGUAUGUGUGUCCACCCAUUCUGCUCACAGAAUUCAACAUUGUUGCUGAGCAGAAUCCUGGACUGAUUGCCUGUUGGAUAGGCAAAUCUCCACCCCUUGGUCCCUGGCUCAUACCCACAGAAAACCAUCUUUUGGGACCUAGGGCCACCCUUUCUGCACUUGGCCUUUGGCACAAGGACCCAAGCCUCGCAGCCAAAUACACCUUGGGCUUCUUGCUGUGCAGCAGGAAAUAGGGUGUGUCCUCUACAACAGAACUUGAAUGACCGGUUCAACGUGAAAUUAGAAUUUUUCCAGGCCUCCCCCCCAAAAGCACUGGGGGAGCCCAGUAUCAAACAGCAAUGCUGCGGACAUCUCCUGAAGCGUUCUGUUCCUGCGUUCUGCAACGACAUUCUGUUGGGGACUGUCAACCUGUGAUGUAUUCCCUUCUGGCAGAAGACACUUUGCAGCACAGACAUGGUGAAUUCCCCACCGUGGUCAGUCUGAAAGUUACACACGUGUGUGGAAUAUUGUAGUUCCACUGCCGCAAUCUAGUCUCUGAUCAGCGGCACAGCCUCGCUCUUGUGUUUCAAUAUGAAUAGCCACUCAUUUCUACAGAAAUCAUCUAUCAGAGUGAGAGCAUAUUUGGCCCCGCCCAGACUGGCUACUGGCAUGGGGCCACACAAAUCUACAUGCACCAGCUCAAAAGGUCUGGUGGUCACUCUUUCAGACCUUGGGUAGGAGCACGUUUUCACCUUUGCCUGCUUACAAGCCCUGUAAUCAAUAAAUUUAGCACAUGACUUCAUUUUGCACCCCUCAGUGCACUCUGGGAUCUUCUUCACGUAAUCCCAGGACACGUGACCCAUUCUCUAUUGCCAAAGAUGAUGGCAUGCAUCAUGGACUGGAACGUUGGCACAUUGCGCUUCAGCUGCCUCAGUGGUACCUGGACCUGCAAGAGAAGCUUCUAGCACAAACAGCCUAUCUUUACAUUCCACACUGACCAGUUGUUGCCCAUCCCUGGAAAUAAAACACGUUAUUCUCAAAAUAGACUCUGUAACGAUCAGCAAGAAGAGCAGCAACAGAUAGCAGACAGCAGGACAAUCCGGGGACGACAAACGCCUCUAUUGACUCCUGUAAGAAAGAGCAGAACAGUGAGCCAGAUUGUGUCAGAGGACGUUUGGUUCCAUCUGCAAGACAAACCGAUUUCCCAGAUUUUACAGAGGUGCAGUUCCACAAAAGAUCACUAGAUGGCACAAGGUGGUGGGAGGCACCAGAAUCGAUUACAAAGGUCAGCACAGCGUCCUGUUCACACCCCUUUACUGUUGCCAUGGAAGCUGCUAGGUGCCUUUGUUCAGAGCUAUCCCUGCCAGUUCCCUUUGUUUUCUGCUUCCCAUGUUUCGUAGAUGUGCUGGGUCUUAUCUGUUGGUUGCUACAGGAGAUGACCUUAGGUCUUUCCGGAGCCUCUACAGGGCAGUCUCUCACAACAUGGGAGGGGGACCCGCAUCUGUAGCAGCAUCUUGAAGCAAAUGCCCGCACAGUAUCCCCUCCACUCCUUCCUACGUUCCCUGCACCCCCACCUCUGGGUGCACAGCCUGGGCCUGAAGCUCAAACCCCAGCUCUCUGUCUCCUGGCCUCUUCAUCACGUGGCCUCCCGGAGAUAAAGCAGAAGCUCCCAGCUGUGGUUUCAGGAACGUGGCCUUCAGCUCCCUCACGGCCCUUGGCUCCCACUCAGCCCUUGGCUCCCGCUGUGGUUACACAAACCCUCUCCAGCGCCUGCCAAGCAGCCUGAGCCAUCUUGAGACUCUCAAAGCAUCCAUGCUAGCUCUCAGCAUACACAGUACCUGCUGCUCUCUCUUCAGAGCAGCCUCCACGUCUGCUGCAGCAGCUCCAGCAGCAGCCUGGAAGGGUGGAGUUGGUUCUCUCUGAGAGCAGCUCCAGAGCCCUGUGGCCAAAAACCAUCCCCUUGCUUUUCUUGACCAGACCUCCCAAUUCUGGCUGUUGAGCCUUUCAAACGGGACAUUGAAAGUCCCUUGAAGUUUUGCCAUCUCCUCCCCCGGGGCUCAGUACUCACGCGUGCCAGCCGUCUUCCGGUGACAAAGUGCCUGCUUUGUCACAGGGUGGUUGUGGGAAUAAGAUGGUGAGCAGGCAGAAGAAGUGUGUACGUCGCCUGCAGCUUGUUGAAGGAAAGGCAGAUUGCCAUUGUAAAAAUAAUACAACAUAUUGGGGGUGCCAAUGAAUAAAAUAUUGCGGGGGUCCAGGUAAUCUGCGUCCUGCAUAAUUGAUCACAUGACGCAGUGCAGCCACCCCAUUUGACUGGCAGUGCCCAUUGACUUGAGGGGAAGGACCCGGCCCCCACAAAUAUUUUAUUGCGGGGGGGGGGGGUGAAGCCCCUAGGGCUCCUAGGAGGUGGCUCCUGUGCAACAUAUUAAACCCACUAAAGCAGAGAAAAGGCUGUAGUCAUUAACACUGGUCAGUGGGAGGAAGAAUGAAACUAAGCCUUUCUAAAGAAGGACAUGCCAAGCCAGGCAGGUAAAGGAGGGGGAAAUGAAAGAUGCUAUGGCGGAAGGGGAGGGGGGACGCUCUUAGGUUACAGAUCUGGCCACGUUCUUCCAGUGACGCCUUUGCAAAGCGCGUGCAUCCUGAGGCUGUUCCAUCUUUCCGCAAGAGCAUUUGAUGCCAUGCACACCCCCACAAUAUAUAUGUGUGCAUAUGUGUGCAUAUGUAUAUAUAUGCUGUGUGUGGGCGUGGGCAUCACUUUCAAGGCAAUAUAUAUAUAGAUUGCCAUGAAAGCGAAGCCCGCGAGGGGCCCUAUCCUCCAGCCAGGCUGGUUUUCCAUCCAAGCCUCAAAUCCAGCGUCCUUCUUUGCGGGAUCCGGAUCCCUCCUCCUGUCUUGACCCGAAAAACGCAACUGGCGAGGUGCGCAGGUAGUGCUAUUUGGGGAGGAGGGGGAGGGUGAAGGGAAUAGAGAGCGCCCGGCUGCCUAGAGAGGCCUGGAAACAGACCCUCCCCUGUCCCCCCCCACCUCCCCUCCCCGCUCGUCUUGGGUGGUCCCUCCUGAUGCAGUGGAAGGUGCGCACGGGAGAGAUGCGGCUCGAAGGGGAGGGGUGAGUCGUGCUAAGGGGGAGAUUUCGUGGGUGGGGGACCCGAAUACGAGGGUGUUGGGGGGCUGAGGAAGGAAGGGAAGGAUCUCUGGGAGGGAAGCCCAGCCUUCUUGCUCCUGCUCAGGACUCUCCUUUAAGUCACAUCCCUGCACGAGGCGAGGGGCGUCCUAUCCCCCCCCCCAAGCCUUUCUUCCCUGGAAGCUGGAUUCCUGCCCCCUUCCUCCUCCCAAUGGGGAAGCCGGAUCUUCUGGGGGAUCCAAACGUGGGGCGCUGCCUUACACCGAGUCCGCCCUUCGGUCGACGUGGGUCAGAAUUGCUUAGGGUUGCUGCCGCCUUUGUUCUGGCAAAAUACGAGCAGGGCGGUGAGGGGGGGCGCGCGCGCGGGAGUCUAUUAUUAUUAUUAUUAUUUGGCGCUGAAUUGACUUCAAAGCGACCCAUUACAAUCUAUUGCAGCCUAAUUCCCCUCUGUGGAAUUUUAUAAAAAUGCCUGCAUUAUUUUUCGUCUUUCUUUGAGUCCUGGCCAUAGUCUUUUCUAGGGUACGCGGUCUGGGGGGAGGGGCUACAGCGGAAGGGAAGCCAGGCUGGAGGAAGAGAGUUGGGGAGGACCUGGCAGCCAGCAGAGUAGCUGGGGAAACCUUGCCUGAUGGGCGGGAAAUAAUAAUAAUUGUUUAUUAUUGUGGGGUUUUUUUAUUGAGGUCACUGGGAGCUUGUGGCCAGGGAGGCUGCAAUGCCAAAGCUCCCAUCUAACAGAGAUAAAAGUAGACGCAAAAGGCAUGACUCUAGUCAUGAUGAUGAUGUUAUUAUAUAUAUGCCACCCAUCUGGCUGGGUUCACCCAGCUAUUCUAGGCGGCUGGGUUUUCUUGCAUGGUGGGUUUGAAGAGGAAAGCACCCCUCUUUCACCAUGGAGACUGUGUGUGGUAUCUCCACACACAGUGACUUACCCUUCAACAGCUAAACCUCUGGAGCAGGAAAAUGCUUCCAGGUCUGUGAAGCUCCUUUUGUUUCUUCUUCCCUCUCAGGAACCUGCAGCUUGUUUUGGCUUCUGAGCUCCCUAGGAAGUUUGAAAGAGUCUGAUCCUGCAAAGCUAGCGAGGAUGGAAGGGGGAAGAUGGACGGUUGACUUGGUCAGGCUGCCUCCUGCCUCCCUCCCCAAACCUGUUGAGCAUUCCCUCCCAGGGCCCUCAGAGAGAUCUGGUGAGUUCCAGGGGAGUGGAGAUAGGAACACAGAUGGUCAGUAGAUGAAUGGUAAAGAGGGAAACGUCCCAGGCUUUUGAAUUUUAGGUGUUAUGUCUACAACAGGACUCCUGGCUAGUUUCUAAACUCCCCUUCUUGGGAAAGGUUCUUUAAAAAAAAUUCGGGUUUUUUUAAAGUAACAAAUGCAUUUAUAACGAAAUAAAUUACAAAUCCAUAAACAGAGAUUACUCUGUAUCGCAUGACUCCCCCCCCCAUCCCCUCUGUGGGUUCUAAUAUUACCAUCUACAACUCCAUAUCAGUCAGUUGUCCAUAUUUUCCCAUCCAUCUGAAUGGUCCAUGAUCUUUAAUACCUUACCAGUGUGGUUAAAAUCCUGCUAAUGUUUUCAUCUAUUUACAAUGGUCUCCUAGGUAAAUUAUAAUUUCCCCCCAUUCUCUUGUCCUCUUAGUUUUCUACGGGUGGUGCUAAGUGCCCUCUGUCUUUGAGCUCUUUGCUCUCCUACUUUUAAGGCUCACUGGGUUCUGGGAGAUGGUGGGUCUGGAAUGCUUUCUAGUGACAAUUGGUCAGCCAGCUGCUGCUCUGGCUCUCCUAUGAUUUCCCAACUUUCCCCCUCAUCUGCCUCUGAGCUGUGACCUCCCUCAAACCUGUGCUAUAAAUCUAUGCUGCCUUCCUCCCUCUGUCCCCUUCCCCUCAGUGUUACAGUCACAGCUUCUCUUAACAUCCCUUCACUCUAAAAAUAGUUGUUAUACUUCCAUUUCUGUUAGAGAGGUGUUUCAGUUGAAUAAUACAACAUAGCUUCCUUCCCUGAUCAGUGCCCUGGUUCAGGUGCGAGGGGCACUUUUCCUCAGUCCCCCUUCUCUCUAAGCAAUCCAACUCCUGAGGUAAUUCCAAAAUGGCGUAACAGACCCAGGGGAUCCCCUCCCCCCUUGUGACUGGCUUGGGGGUCUUCUCUCCCUGUCACGGUCCGGUUCACAGGCGAUCAAAGUCUCGGCUGGGAAUGUUGGGACCAGGGGCAAGAUGAGGUGGGAACAGGAACGGGAGUCCAGAAGCCAGGAGUUGGGAAGCCAAGAGUCCGAGGGUCAGAGAGCUGGGAGUCAAGAAGCCGAGGGUCAAGAAGCAAGGAGUCACGAAGGCAGGGGUCCAAGGAGCAAGGAGUCACAAAGGCAGGGGUCCAAGGAGCAAGGAGUCACAAAGGCAGGGGUCCAAGGAGCAAGGAACCAAACGCAGCAAGGCAGGCAACGUGUUGCUGUGGCAAAGAGCUGAAGGGAAAAUGCUGACCUUAUACAGUGGUACCUCGGGUUAAGUACUUAAUUCGUUCCGGAGGUCCGUUCUUAACCUGAAACUGUUCUUAACCUAAAGAACUACUUUAACUAAUGGGGCAUCCCGCUGCCGCCGCGCUGCCACCGUGUGAUUUCUGUUCUCAUCCUGAAGCAAAGUUCUUAACCCGAGGUACUAUUUCUGGGUUAGUGGAGUCUGUAAGCUGAAGCGUAUGUAACCCGAGGUCCCACUGUAUCCCUUCCCAGCUCUUGCCACCAGGUGCUGUGAGUUACCAAUCGGCCUCACCUGUGAGGCCGCGCCUUGCCUCUUCAGAACAAACUUAGGAAGGCCCCAGUCCUGAUCACAGGGCCUGGCUCCUGCAUGCACACCUGACACUCCCUAGAAGAAUUGCCCCUCCGGACUGGCAGGUGCCCCGGGGGAGCUUGAAUUCCCUCAGGUUCUGCUUCUCCUGCCUCAGUCAGCCCUCCCAGGACACCCCGUCUGUAGACCUUCCCCAGACCCCCAACCGGGUUUCCCUCUCCAAGCUGAGAGGGUCUUUCCUCUCACUAUGCGCAGUCUCCUCAGGGUGGGUGUUCAACCCAAAUCAGAACCAAUUUUUCCUCAGACAAAUCCUAUCCUCCUCCCACCUCUGAACAAUCCCUCCCCCUCUUCUCAAAUCCAGCCCUGGCUCUCCUCUCAAAUCCAGUCCUGUCCCUCAACCUGAGCCCCAUCUGACUCUAACUUCUCAAGUCAAGCCCUUCUCCAACUCUCUUCCCUCAGAAACAGCUCUUUCUAUUUUCCCUCCAAACGUGCUGGCUCCGCCCCCUCCGUCUUGGGAACCAAUCAGAGAGAGGCUCCGGCCCUCUGGCGGAAUUUCAGGGGAACUGCAUCACCAGACUGCUGCCCCUCACAUGUCAUUUUGAUAUCUUAGUAUUAUUAUUAUGCAUAAAGCAAAUGGCAAAAGUAGUACGUAAUGGCUCAUUCGUCAGGGCUUCAGUUUGCCUGGACUCCAGUUCAUUUCGCCAUCACAAAGUGCAUCUGAUGAACUAGGUUUCUGCUUCAUGGAAGCUUCCCUCUCCUCCGCCUGUCCAUGCUUUCCCCAGUCCUCCUCUCCCCGCAACAGAGGAAUAAAGGAAGCAGGGGGCUUUGGCUGACCGUCUGCGGAAAGGAAAGGAGGGCAGAACAGGUGUUUCCACCCACUACACCACACUGCCUCUCUUGACCCCGGGGUAGAGGAUGCAGCCCCUUCUUCAGGACGCAGCCGGCUUCUGCAUCUCGCCUCGCUGUGUCCUUUUUGCAGAGCUCACCUCCAGUCUAGAGUCCUGGGCAUAGCCAGGAUUUAUAUCAGGGGUGCAGAACCGAGCUAUCUGCAACGCGAUAGCUUGAUUGCUAUCUUGAUUACUUGAUUACUUGAUUAUCUUGAUUACUUGAUUACUUGAUACUUGAUUGCGCGCGGUGGGGGGUAGAGCUGCCCCCUGGCUGCUCCUAAGUCUGAAGGCUGACAGAAACGAGGGUUUCCUUCGGGGGCGGGUGGAGAAUAUUCCCUCUACUUCCGCAGAGUUGCAUUGACUUCCUCCAUCCCACCCGCUCCCCCAGGGAGAGAACCUCUUGCUUUGAAAGGGGCAGCGCAUGGCAUCCUCGGCGGACCAGGAUGGUGCAGACUGGCAGGUGGAGGCCGUCUCUCGUGGAUGCUUCCGUGGAGAGUCCAGCAUCGCAGCGGGUUGGGCUGGAUGACCCUUGUGGAGCCCCUUGAACCUCUCCUAUUCCCCGAUUCUCUUAUUGGAAGCCAACCAGCCCCAUAUUGGUCUUGCACCCUGGUCCUGGCCUCCCCCGCCGCCCCUGAGGAUGUUAGAAUCCUAGAGUUGGAAGGGGACCCGAGGGUCAUCUAGUCCAACCCCCUGCAAUGCAGCGCUCUUUUGCCAAACAUGAGUCUCGAACCCGCAACCCUGAGAUGAAGGACCUCAGGCUGUACCCACUGAGCCAUCCCGCCUAUCGCCCCUCCAAUAUGUCAUUCCCCACCCCAAGGGGCUUGUGGCUCCCUAGGAGUUCGCCUCUAAGGAUGCCCCUUUCCCAGCCUGGAAGCCGAGCCGAGCCUUGCCGAGUCAUGUUCUAAAUCUGGCGGGAUCUCAUGACGGGAUCGGGAUCCCUCUCGGUGCCUCGCCAGCUUUUUCCUGGGCAAGAAUCUCCGAGAGGCGAGGCUACGUAGGGGUUAAGGAGAGCGAGAGAGCCCGGUUGCCUAGAGCGGCCUGGAAAAGGCCCCUCUCUCCGUCCUUCCGACUCGCCUCCUCUUUCAGCUUGUCUUGGGAGGCCUCUGGGGCGGUGAGUCCUUUGGGCGAAGGGGAGGCUGUGGGGCGACGGGGGGUGGGGUGCAGAGGAGGCUGUUGGGGGGCUGAGAGAUGAAUGGGAGGAUCCCCUGGGUUGGUGGGGGGAAGGGAAGCCAUGGUUCCCAAGGCCUCUGAGGUCCCAGCACCCCCCACACACCUACGACCCCCGGGGGUGAGAGCGGGCUGUUUGGGGGGCUCGGAAGUGGGCGCCCCUUGAGAAGAGGGGGCUCCAAGUGGGGAAAGAGGGUGGGCAUCCAUCUUGGCAUCCAUCUUGGGUGAUGCUUUCCUUGCGACCCCUGCAUUGCUGGGAGUUGGACUAGAUGACCCUCGGGAGCCCUUCCAUUUCCACAGUUCUAUGGUUCUGGGGGGGUGGAGCAUUGGAGCCAACUUCAUGGGGCCGGGAGGGGUUUGGCCCCCACAGUAAAACACUUGAGGGGCCUGGAGUGAGUGGGUGGGUGUCUGUGCAUUGUAUCAUGUGAUAUUAUAUGGAGCAAGGCUUGCUGCCACCCCCAAUAUUUAAUUCAAGUUUGCACCCCUAGGGUAGAGAGAGUGUGUGAUAGGAAUUUUGAGGUCUUAGAUAUAUGUUAAAUGUUCAUAACCUGGAACCAUUUUUGAUUCCCAAACUGUCCCAAACUGACCAAAUGUUUUCUCUGCAAGGUCAAAGGAAAAUGGAAAAGCCUCCCCGUUGUCCUUUCCUUCACAAAUCCUAUCUUAAGGGUAUGUCUGUGUUUGAACAGGGUGAGCCUGUGACCUGACUCAGGAACUAAGUAUUUAUCAUUACUAAAUAUUUAUCGGUACAAAAGACUGGCCAGGCUCCCCAGGGUAUCCAAUCAAUUAAGCAGGGUAUCCAAUCAAGUAACCUGCCAGACAGGAGAUAAACGACAGAAGAAAAGCAACAUUCAAAUUUCUGUUUUAGACCGCCUUUUCUGUGAUGUAGGUAUGAUUUAUCUGGGGUGGUGGUCUUGAGCUACAGGGUGGCAAUUUCAAAAUGUCUAUAUAAGGCCUUGCACGCCAUUGUUCUGGGUUCCUCCUGUCCUGUGCGUGGUGAGUGAGGACCCUGUUGCAACAGAUCAAUAAAGAUCAGGCUUACUAGCUGCUUUGCUUCUCAAUAUUCUCUGGUUGGUCUCUGUUAUUUUCUCCUACUAAUAGGAAAAAGGGCAGAUUUUGUUUACAAGAGAGAGACGUGUCCUUUGGGAGAAAGGGCUCCAUCUUGGGCGCUGGCAGGGAAAUCUCCAGAGGCAAGAUUUCCAAGAUGGCAGAAAGAAAGGAAGUCAGAAGGAAAGGAGUGUUUUUUAAUGGAGUGAAGGAGAGUCACCCUUCUUUUCCUGUAGGAGGGGUUGCUGGGGUGCCUCUUAGGGAGGGAAUCUCUGCAGGGGUCUGGGGCUGCCUUGGCUUCUCUCCCCCCCCCCCCGCCCCCACGACUUGUUUAAACUUUGAGCUCUGCAAAAUAUUUUGAAAGAGGCUGGAUCUGACCAUCAUCAUUGCUAUCCGAGGCUAGGAGAGGUGUGCUGAGUUCCAGGGGGUUGUGUGUGGAGGAGAAAUGAAUGGAUGGGAGCUGGAGGGGGAAAUGACCCCCCCCCCACAAAAGUCAAGAAAGCCCUGGCUGGAGGAAGGGAGUGGAGCAGUCUUCUCCAAAGUAUUCACCUGGUACAUGUUUCUAGGUGUCACAGAAGAGGAGGAAUAUGCAGAGCAGACCUUUGCAGAUUUACUCAUAAGGAAGCCCCCAUGGGGAGAGGACAGAUUGAAUUGGUAUCACCAAAAAAACCUUAAAAAUGGGGCUCCUGUUGGGAAGGAGGAGCCCUUUGGGGCUUUUCUAGGGGCAGCAGAAUGUUUUGGGCAGGAGAAUCCCUGCAGGGCCUCUGAGGCUCCCUUUGCUUCUUCCUCCCUCCCAGGAACCUGCAUCUUCUGAGCUCCUCAGGAAGGAUGAAAGCGGCUGAACCUGCAAACCUAGCAAGGAUGGAAGGAGGAAGAUGGACAGUUGACCUUAUCAGACUGCCUCCUGCAUCACUCCCCAAAACCUCUGGGCAUUUUCUCCCAGGACACUCAGAGACAUCUGGUGAGUUCCUAUGGAGUGGAGAUAGGGACACACAAGGAUCGCUAGAUGGAUGGUGAAGAGGAAAACCUGCCCCCAGGCUUUUGAAUGUUAGGUGCUAUUUCCACUGCAGGACUGCUGGCUUAGUUGCUAAUCUCCCCUUCUUGGGCAAGGUUCUUAAAAAAAAAAAAAUCUGGAUUUUUUUAAACAAAAAGAUUUUUUUUAUUAGAAAAAAAAAAAAUUACAAAUCCAUAAACGAAGAUUACCCUGAAUCUUGUGGCUUCCCCCCAUCCCCUCCGUUGGUCCUAAUAUUACCAUCUACAACUGCAUAUAAGUCCAUUGUCCAUAUUUUUCUGUUCAUCCAAGUUAUCCAUAAUCUUUAAUACCUUAUAAGUGCAGUUAAAAUCCUUCUAAUGUUUUCAUCUGCUUACAACGGUCUCCUAGAUAAAUUGUAAUAUCCCUAUUAUUAUUAUUUAUCCCAACCAUAUAGGCAGCUGGGUUUUCUUUUCAUUUUUCCUUUAGGGGUGUGUGUUCAUGAAGCAUGCGUACUAGUUCUUAAACUAUCAUCUGCUAUUUCUCCUUGUUAUCUCGAGUCACCUCUAAACUAUAAAUCUAUCACUCUCAGGGUCAGCAUGGGCCUUGAACAAAUUCUUAGUCUUUCUUAGUCUUAAUUGCACCCUCUAACACGAAAAGGAGUUUAGGUAGAAUCCUUUGAUUCAGCUAAGGAUUCAUUUUUAUUCAUUUAUUCCACAUUGGGGCAGGACCUAUUUUUCUUGCUUGGUGGGUUUCAAGUGGAAGGCACCCUUUUUCACCAUGGAAACAGUGAAAGACUUACCCUUCAACAGCUAAAUGUGAAGCUCCUUUUGUUUCUUCUUCCCUCAGGAACCUGCGGCUUGUUUACGCUUGGGAGCUCCUCAGGAAAGAUGAAAGAGUCUGAUAAUGCAAACCUAGCGAGGAUGGAAGGAGGAAGAUGGACGGUUGACUUGGUCAGGCUGCCUCCUGCAUCCCUCUCCAAAACUGUUGAGCAUUCCCUCCUAGGGCCCUCAGAGAGAUCUGGUGAGUUGCAGGGGGUAAGAGAUGGGCGCAGGGAUGGAAAGAGACAGGAGCAGGGAAACACAUUGGCAAGGGGAAAAGAUGGAGAGGAGAGAAAAGGCAGGAAGAAGGAAGCAGAGAGGCCUUUUCCCAUGCUCCUCUUUGUUUCUGGAAUCUGCUUUCAUAGAGUAGCCAGAAACCUUUUUCCUCUCACAGCCUUUUGAUUUUACAUGUUUUCCCCCCACUACAUGAUUAAAUGAUGAUUAUUACCUAAACUAAUACAGAAAUAUGGGAAAAGGGUGUUGUGGAAAUGCUUUUAGUAAUUAUAGAUUAUUUAUUUUUUUGAAACACUUCUACCACUUUUAUUUUUUUCUAGACAAUUAUAAUUAUGUAUGUAAUUUAUAUAUCUCCAUUCAUACAAAGAUAUUCCUUGAAACCCUAAAAGCAUUUAUCCCUUUGCUCCAAAGCAGGUGGUGCAGACAAUCGACAGAACUCUGCAGAAUGUGGAAUGAGCUUUAUUGAUGGUGGAAACCUUACAAACCAUCAACAAACUCACAUGGGGGAAAGACCAUUUGAAUGUAUGGAAUGUGGAAAGAGUUAUAGUAGUAAUGGCAUUCUUAAACAUCAGCGAAUUCAUACAGGGGAAGAACAAUAUGAAUGUUUGGAGUGUGGUAAGUGCUUCAGUACUGGUGGAAAUCUUACAAGACAUCAACGGACUCACACAGGAGAGAAACCAUUUAAAUGUGUGGAGUGUGGGAAGUGCUUCAGUACGGGUGGAAAACUUACAAGACAUCAACGGACUCACACAGGAGAGAAACCAUUUAAAUGUAUUGAGUGUGGAAAGAGCUUCAGUGAAAGUUGGUCCCUUCAUAUGCAUCAUCGAAGUCACACAGGGGAGAAACCAUUUAAAUGUAUGAAGUGUGGAAAGAGUUUCAGUUCCGGUUCAAGCCUUGCUUUACAUCAUUACACCCACACAGGGGAGAAACCAUUUGAAUGUAUGGAGUGUAAAAAGAGCUUCAGUGACAGGGGAACACUUAGAAAACAUCAACUAAUUCACACAGGGGAAAAGCCAUUCACAUGUAUGGAGUGUGGAAAGAGCUUCUGUCAUAUUGGUAAACUUCGAGUACAUCAACGGACUCACACAGGGGAGAAACCAUUUGAAUGUCUAGAAUGUGGAAAAUGGUUCAGACGAAAGACACACCUCACUUCACAUCGGCGAACUCACACAGGGGAGAAACUAUUUAAAUGUUUGGAAUGUGGAAAGACUUCCACUGAUAGUCGAACACAUGCAGUACAUCAACAAACUCACACAGGGGUUAAACCAUUUAAAUGUAUGGAAUGUGGAAAGAGCUUUGGUCAGAGUUCCCACCUUCGUACACACCAGCAAACUCACACAGGGGAGAAACCGUUUAAAUGCUUGGAGUGUGGAAAGAGCUUCAGUCAGAGUGCACACCUUAACACACACAAACAUACUCACACAGGGGUGAAAGACUUUAAAUGCUUGGAGUGUGGAAAGAGCUACAGUCGACGUGAUAAACUUAGUGAACAUCAGAGAACUCACACAGGUGUUAAACCAUUUAAAUGUAUGGAGUGUGGAAAGAGCUUUGGUCAGAGUGCACACCUUAACAUACAUAAACAUACUCACACAGGGGUGAAACAGUUUAAAUGCUUGGAGUGUGGAAAGAGCUACAGUCGACGUGAUAAACUUAGUAAACAUCAGCAAACUCACACAGGGGUUAAACCAUUUAAAUGUAUGGAGUGUGGAAAGAGUUUCCAUCAGAGUGCACAGCUUGCUUUACAUAAACGUACUCACACAGGGGAGAAACCCUUUAAAUGUAUGGAGUGUGGAAAGAGCUUUAGUUGGAAGAAUCAGCUUAAUUCACAUCAACGAACUCACACAGGGAGAAGCCCUUUAAAUGUAUGGAGUGUGGAAAGAGGUUCAGUGAAAGUUGCUCCCUUAAUAUUCAUCAUCGAACCCACACAGGGGAGAAACCAUUUAAAUGUAUGGAGUGUGGAAAGAGUUUCCGUCAGAGGAUACACCUUACUUUACAUAAACGUACUCACACAGGGUGAAACACUAAAUGCUUGCAGUGUGGAAAGAGCUUCAAUCAACGUGAGAAACUUAGUGAACAUUCACUCGAUGUUCAUUCUUUUACAUAGAAUUCUAAAAUGCUAGAGUUGACUCGACAUAAUUUGAGGGGUUUUUGGAUGGGGCAGUGUGGAAACACAUUCACUUUAUUUUGAUUACUUCUCUGGAACAAAUGAACCUCAAAGGGAGACUAGCAUGACAACCCACCAAGAGGUUCAGUGCUGUCACUUGUGGACUGAAUCAGGACAAUGGAUAUUUUUCACAAUAUGUGGGUUAAUCGUAUUCACAGUGCCAACUCCAGUGGUACCUUGGUUUAAGAACAGCUUAGUUUAUGAACAACUUGGAAUAAGAAUGCUCCAAACCCGUAAGGUGUUUGGGUUGGUGAACUUUGCCUUGGAACCAGAACAUGUUCCGCUUCCUGUUGAGUGUGUUCUGUUUGUAAAUUGAGUCCCCCACUGCUAAUCAGAGGCUUCCUGUUGAGUCUGUUGGCCGUUGAGUCUGGAGCUCCCACACAACACAGAAGCAAUAUUUGGAGCUUUUGUCUUUGCUAUUUUUUGCGUUUUUGUUUGUGUGGGUUUUUCAUUAUUAUUUUUUACUGUGACUUGUUCUUUGUUUUAUGGUACUGACUUUUGACUGUGGCUUGUGACUUUGUUUUUGUGACUGUGUGGAACCCAGUUCAGCUACUGGUUGAUUGUGUGAUUGCAGAAAUGGAUAAAAGCCCCACAUCCAAACAAUUACUAUCAUCAGUGCACGUAAGAAAAUAAUAAUAAUUUUGAGUUUUAUCAUCUACAAUACUGUCUCAUUUAUUUUCUUGUACAGAACAUUGAUUAUUGCCUUCCUUUUAUGGAUCAAUGGUCUUGUUAGAUAGUUUAAUUCAUGUUAAAUUGCUGUUUUAGUGGGGUUUUUUAUUGUCUGGAACGGAUUAAUCCAUUUUCCAUUACAGUGGUACCUCGCAAGACGAAUGCCUCGCAAGACAAAAAACUCGCUAGACGAAAGGGUUUUUUGUUUUUUUGAGUUGCUUCGCAAGACGAUUUUCCCUAUGGGCUUGCUUCGCAAGACGGAAACAUCUUGCAAGUUUGUUUCCUUUUUCUUAACACCAUUAAUACAGUUGUGACUUGACUUCGAGGAGCAACUCAUAGAACGCGGUGUGGUAGCCUUUUUUGAGGUUUUUAAAGACUUUGGUGAUUUUUGAAGCUUUUCCAAAACUUUCCCGACACUGUGCUUCGCAAGACGAAAAAAUCGCAAGACGACAAAACUCGCGGAACGAAUUAAUUUCAUCUUGCGAGGCACCACUGUACUUUCUAUGGGAAAGCACGCCUUGGUUUAAGAACGCAAUGGUUUAAGAAUGGACUUCCUGAACAGAUUAAGUUCAGUAAACCAAGGUAUCACACUGAUUUUGUGUGUGAAAACAGCUAUUAAUAAAAGCAGUGGACUUCUAAUCUGGUGAACCGGGUUGGCUUCCCCGCUCCUCCACAUGCAGCUGCUGGGUGACCUUGGGAUAGUCACACUUCUCUGGAGUCUCUCAGCCUCACUCACCUCACAGUGUUUGUUGUGGGGGAGGAAGGGAAAGGAGAUUAUUAGCUGCUUUGACACACCUUAAGGGGAGUGAAAGGUGGGAUUUCAAGUCCAAACUUGUGUUCCCAGAAUGUCACCAGUUUUCAUUAAAUGCCCCCUGGAAAACAUGACAGCAGCAUGCUGCGCUUGGCAUCCCGAUGCUCAUGUUCAUCCCUCCCCUUCAUGCCCCUUUCCGCCCCCCCUCUCUCUCCCCCAGCAGCCCAUUCUUUUACAUUCCCUACUGUUGCUUUAAAUUGCAGCUGACUUUGUGUCAGCGUCCCCAAGCCCUUACUCCACCUCUCUUUCUGUAUAGAAACUGUAUAGAAUUUUACUUGUCCCAAAAUGGAAAGAAGUCCCAGCCAAGAGAGAAUGGAUGCAAGAACUUAUGGAAUAUGCAGAAAUGGUGAAACUUACCAGAAGAAUAAGAAAUCAAGAUAAUAAUUUUUUAAAUAAAAGAAUGGAAAUGGUUUAUUGAAUAUUUACAGAU
Molecule: messenger RNA, 29742 nt
Organism: Podarcis lilfordi (Lilford's wall lizard)
Lineage: Eukaryota; Metazoa; Chordata; Lepidosauria; Squamata; Lacertidae
Source: the annotation of a GenBank genome assembly